AUGACUACAGGAGGAGCUCAGGAUGACCCCGGCCAGCAGAACACACUGAGGUUCUGUCGGCUCCUCUUCCUCGCCGCCUGCGGGAUGGAGGACUCGGAGACGGAGCUGACGGUGUCGGAGUCGGACGCCCUGGGCGCAGACUUCAUCACGGUGGAGCUGGACACGCAGCCCAUCGAGUACGUGGUGAAGUGGGCCGAGGUCGGCUCCAAGUUCACCAUCUCCUGCGUGAAGAAGGACUCGGACGAGGCGGAGGAGCUGGCGGCGGAGCCGCUGAAGAUCGAGGCGGACGAGGCCUUCUUCGCGCCCUACGAGGAGGUGUUCCCCUGCGAGGACGAGGACAGCGAGGAGACGCGGCUGCUGCUGGAGGCCGGUGGCGGCGGCGCGCCCGACGGCGAGGCGGACCCGGACCGGGACUACUACGAGCCGGAGGGCCGGCAGUACCGCUGCAGCUACUGCGGGAAGCGCUACAGCCACGCUUCCAGCCUGUACCGGCACCAGCAGACCCACACGGGCCGGACCGGCCCGCCGCCGGCCACCAAGAGAACCUUAGAGCCGUCGCACCCCGACGCCCGCUACGCCUGCCCGCACUGCGGCAUGAGCUUCAAGGGCAGCAGGAUGCUGGGCAGCCACCUGCGGCUGCAUGGGAAGCGGCGCAUCCAUCCCUGCAACAUCUGUGGGAAGGAGUUCAACCACAGCUCCAGCCUGUCGCGCCAUCGCCUCGUCCACAAGAAGGGCAAGGGCGGGGCCAGAGAGGCGGAGCCCGCCGCCCUGCGCCACAAGGCCGCCACCAGGAACAAGAAGCCCCGUAAGGCGGGCGGCGCGGCACCGGGCCCGGCGGCGGCGGACCGGUUCUACGCCUGCCCGCAGUGCGACCUGAGCUUCCGGACGUCCACCCAGCUGUCCAAGCACCAGGUGAGCCACGUGAAGGAGCUGCUGGACAGCUACACGCCCGGCAAGGAGAACCUGGGCGAGAGCUCGUCCGACCUCAAGAUCCGCCUCAAGCUCUGCUCCCGCGACAAGCCCAACUUCUACACUCUGUGCAAGAAGAACCGUCGCCGCCGCGGGGGGCGGCCGCCCCGCGACGACGACCCGGAGGCCGGCGCCGGGGAGCCGGGCGGCCGCCGCCACGCCUGCGACCUCUGCGGGAAGAGCUUCAGCCACGCCUCCAGGCUGGCGCGGCACCGGCAGACUCAUGGCGCCGGCCCGGGGAAGCACGUCCUGGCCAAGCCGGGCCUGGCCGCCUCCAAGUCCAAGACCUACGUGUGCGCGGCGUGCAACAAGACCUUCAUGCACUCCUCCAGCUUCUCCCGCCACAAGAAGGCGCACCUGCAGGCCGCCGCCCUGAGCCGCAGCCCGCCCCUGGUGGACGAGACCGCCCCGCUGGAGUCCGACUCCGAGUGAGGGUCGCUCCGACCCGGACCCGUUCUGGGUUGGUUCUGGACCGGCGCCGACUGGUUCUGGACCGGUUCUUGGGCCAGUUGUGGUCAGAGUGAAAAAUGUUCUGGACCCGUUGGGAUUCUAGUUCUCCAGGUUUCAGGAACUGGAACUGGUUCUGUGUAGAUAGCAGCAGGACGGCCAUAUAUGGGCGCGUCGGCCGUUUCCAUGUAUGGUCAGAAGGGACCGUUAGCUUCCUGCUCCGCUCAACGGGCUUACAGGCAUCCACCUGUUCUGGGCCCACCCCGCCCCCUCCUCAAACAGUCCCAGAGCAUCAUGGGAAAUGGAGUCAAAGCCAGCAGACUCUUCAGUAAACUGACUGCUGAUUGGACGGUUCAAAUGAAACCUGUGAAAUUGGUUAUUGGUCAGCGAUCGGCUCCAGCGGAAAAUCUGUCACCAACAUAAAAACGUUUCCUGUGGAUGCCCCGCCCCCUUCAAUCUGUGUUCCUGCUCGACACUUUUGAGUUUUAUUGUGUGAAUUGGAGUUAAUUUAAUGGUGAUUUAUUUAUAAAUGUGAGGGCGCCCCCCCACCUCCUGUAGAAGAUAAGCAGCACUUGAUGCCCCGCCC
Molecule: messenger RNA, 2002 nt
Organism: Poeciliopsis prolifica (blackstripe livebearer)
Lineage: Eukaryota; Metazoa; Chordata; Actinopteri; Cyprinodontiformes; Poeciliidae
Product: zinc finger protein 135-like
Exons: 4
Coding region: 1-1401 (466 amino acids)
Biological process (GO): regulation of transcription by RNA polymerase II
Cellular component (GO): nucleus
Molecular function (GO): DNA-binding transcription factor activity, RNA polymerase II-specific; RNA polymerase II transcription regulatory region sequence-specific DNA binding
Source: RefSeq, a predicted model, not a curated record